Sclerotinia borealis F-4128 is the source of this 1245-nucleotide messenger RNA. NCBI's taxonomy places the organism in Eukaryota, Fungi, Ascomycota, Leotiomycetes, Helotiales, Sclerotiniaceae. The record is from the annotation of a GenBank genome assembly.
AUGCCCAGAGACGACCUUUCCAUCGACUUUGUCCCCAAACACAGACACAAUAUGCCACAGGUCGAGCAAUUAGAUACAGCGGGAGUUCUCGAUGAUUGGAUCAACCGUGUCGCGAAUUUACCCCACGAAAUUGCUUUUAAGCAAGAUGAGAUAGGAGAAAAGGAUAAAGGAAUGCAAGAGUGUCUCGCCAUCGUAGCAAAGCACGAUGCCGCUCUUCAGAAAUGGACCAAGGCCAACGGGGGACACCAGCCAAAUCCAAAAGAAGCAGCCUUGAACAGGAUUAUUUUGGAGAGUUACGAAAGAGCAGAGCGCCUUCAGGAUGAGAAAAUCAAGUUAUCCAGAGAUCUAGAAGCCCUUGUUGAAGGACAUGUGCGACGACUCGACUUACAAAUCAAAGGAUUACAAGAUAGAGGAGAAUUUCCACAAGAUCCGGAUUUGCCUUCGCUACUACGACCGCAAUCGAUCGAUCACGCCCGGUUAGCCACGCAUGCCGCCACGAGACCGCUGGGUGAGAUCAUAAAUUCGGUCUCGUCUCCUCAUUCACGCCACCCGAGCAAUUCUAGAUUAUCUGCCAAUAUCAAUCAACAUAAUGGCGCAACCACGUCUUCUGCACCGGCAACGCCAGCUGCCACGCUGCUAUUACAAAGACAAGUUCGGGAGUCAUCUCUUGGCGCGAUCAACAAGCGACCAAGACUUACUGGAGGGCUGGGUACUUUACCAGCAGCUUCUAGUGGGCUUGCUCGCCAUUCGUCAAUGACUCCUGGUACCCCUCGUGGAGGUACACCAUCUGCUGUCCGUGGUGGUAGUGCUGGACCAAGAAACUCGCAGAAGAAGAAAGUUGCUCCGCAGGGCAGCAGACAAAGUGGCGCUCCGCGCAAAGGCAAACCUGGAAAAUCCGGCCUGAGCAGGUUAAAGCGGGGACACAAGAACUCGCCGUCCUCUGCAAAUGACAGUGAGCUUAGUGAUGCGGAGUCUGGUUCUGUCGAGGAAGAAGAAGCUGCGGGACGUCAAGGCAAGGAUGUUGAUGGAGACGACGAGAUGGUUGAUGUUGAUGAUGAAGAGGGUGGAGAUGAUAAGAAAUACUGCAUUUGUCACAAUAUCAGUUAUGGGGACAUGGUGGCUUGCGACAACGAGGACUGCCCUUACGAAUGGUUUCAUUGGUCUUGUGUUGGCGUCAAGAGUGAUCCCUUAGGUACCUGGAUAUGCCCAGUCUGCACUCCUAAAAUGAUGCCUAAAAGGGCCUAA